CGAGAAGUUUGGAGCGAAAGGGGCGCAAAGAAAGCUGCUUCGCGCAGAGGAGCGCGAUGGGGCAGCUUCAGUGGCGGCUCUGGCUGGUGGGGGCAGCUGCUUUCCUGCUGGGAAACGCUUCUGACACUGCCUCCCCUUCACAUUCUCUGCUCCACUUUCGCCAUGCUAUGCUCCUUGAGGGGCGGCCACAAUUUGCUGAGGUGACCUACUUGGACAGCCAGCCUAUCCAAUAUUAUGACAGCAACAGACGAAGAAUGAGACCUUUAAAGCCAUGGAUUAAUCAAACAAUGGGUAGAGAAUACUGGUUAUGGGAAUCAGUUUGGAUGAGACGCACUGUGCAAUAUUUCCUAAAAAAAGUGAAACACUUAUCGGUUCCACAGAAAUACAACCAGAGCAAUGAUCAUACCUUGCAGUGCAUCGAGGGCUGUAAACUCACAGCUGAUGGAGACGAAAUACAAAUUCAUCAGGAUGCUCUUGAUGGAAAAAGGAUGAAGGGAGAGGUAUUUCAUCAAAAAAGACAAUACUUGAACGGAAAUUGCAUUCGGUGGCUAAAUAGGUACCUGGACAUGAAGCAACAAAAGAAAGAGCUUCCAAUAGUGAAAGUGACUCAUCAGGAGGUCAACAUCAACAACCUUCAAGCCCUCACCUGCCAGGCCUAUGGCUUCUAUCCCAAGGACAUCAGUGUCAGUUGGAGGAAGGAUGGGGAAAUCUUCAACCAAACCAACAGUUCUGUGCACAUUGCCCCGAAUUCAGAUGGGACUUUUAAUGCCAGGCUGAGUAUUCAGAUCAAUCCCAAGGAGAGGAAACUCUACAGAUGCCAUGUGGAACAUGUCAGCUCCAGCGACCCCCUGGAUUUUGUCUUGCAGAAAACAGGCCCCUCAGCUGAAGUAACUACUCAUGUGCUGAGUGUUAAUGAGACCCUCUUGAACUGCUCUAUCUGCAACUUUUAUCCUGAAGACAUAGAUGCCACCUGGAUGAAGGAUGGGGAGAACUGGGAUCAAGAGACUUUUCGUGGGGAUCCCAUCCGUAAUUGGGACGGGACCUACUGCACCUGGAUCAGCAUUGACAUUAACCCCAUGGAGGAGGACCGCUACCGUUGCUAUGUUGAACAUGAAGGCUUUCAGGAAGUACUCAGUGUAAAAGGCACUGCCUCCUCUUCACAUUCUCUGCUGUACUUCCGCCAUGCUGUGCUCCUUGAAGGGCAGCCCAAAUUCGUUGAGGUAACCUACUUGGAUAGCCAGCCUAUCCAACAUUAUGACAGCAACACAAGAAGAAUGAGGCCUUUCCCCCUGUGGAUUAGCCAGACGCUGGAUGAAGAUUACUGGGACUGGGAAUCAGUUAUGGAAUAUGUCAAGCAUAGUUUCCUAGAAAAAUUGCAAGAAUUAUCAGUUCCAGAGAAACACAACCAGAGCAAGGAUCACACCUUACAGUGCAUUGAGGGCUGUAAACUCACAGCUCAUGGAGAGGAAAUAGAAAUUCAUCAGGAUGUUGUUGAUGGAGAAGAGAUGAAAGGAGAGGAAUUUCACAAAAACAGAUAUUACUUGAAAGGAAACUGCAUUAUGUGGUUGAAGAGAUACCUGAACAUGAAGCCACAAAAUAAAGUGCUUCCAAUAGUGAAAGUGACUCAUCAAGAGGUCAACAUCAGAAACCUUCAAGCCCUCACCUGCCAGGCCUAUGGCUUCUAUCCCAAGGACAUCAGUGUCAGAUGGAGGAAGGAUGAGGAAAUCUUCAACCAAACCAACAGUUCUGUGCACAUUGCCCCGAAUUCAGAUGGGACUUUUAAUGCCAGGCUGAGUAUUCAGAUCAAUCCCAAGGAGAGGAAACUCUACAGAUGCCAUGUGGAACAUAUCAGCUCCAGCGACCCCCUGGAUUUUGUCUUGCAGAAAACAGGCCCCUCAGCUGAAGUAACUACUCAUGUGCUGAGUGUUAAUGAGACCCUCUUGAACUGCUCUAUCUGCAACUUUUAUCCUGAAGACAUAGAUGCCACCUGGAUGAAGGAUGGGGAGAACUGGGAUCAAGAGACUUUUCGUGGGGAUCCCAUCCGUAAUUGGGACGGGACCUACUGCACCUGGAUCAGCAUUGACAUUAACCCCAUGGAGGAGGACCGCUACCGUUGCUAUGUUGAACAUGAAGGCUUGCAGAAACCACUCAGUGUAAAAGCUCCAACAGUCGUAACUCAAACUGAGGAAAAUUUCCAGCUAGUACUCAUCAUUUGCUCUGCUGUUCUUGGCAUCCUUAUCCUACUGUCUAUAAUUAUUGGAAUCUUUUGCUACAAGAAGCGUCGGCGUGACUACAGACCAGCUGCAAGGGGGAAGCGGAGCUCCAGAGUUAUGGGCAGAUUUGGGCAAGAACUGGGCAGAAGAUGCUGGAGGAGGAAACCAUCAUCCCUUCAGAAGUUUGGUCCUGCAACUUCAGGAGCAUCCAAUACCAGGAGGCUGAAAGUCCCCUUCCAACUUCAUUACCAUAUUUUUCGGAGUAUAGGAUGCAGCAACGGUGAGAGUGACCCCAAUUCCGGCUUGGAUAAUGCUGAAAAAUGCCCAUUGAAAGAGAUAGGAGGAGUCCCAUCCCUCAACAACACUGCUGGUGAAGAACGCAAUGGAGACAUCCCAGCUUCUCAGGAAGCCGCCAGAAGAGCCGAAACCCGAGAGGAAGCUCUUAGGGGCCGGUUGUUCGCGAGAGCCACUCGGGGGCUCGAUCUUAUGGCUCGCCGGGAUCUUUUCCUCGGGAUCCUCUGGAGCUUCGCCGAAGGAAGGAUCCCCCGUGGGUUCGGGGAGCGGAGGGCGGCCGAGCUCCGAGGGGCUCCAGACGGCGGGACAACGAAGCGCCUCUUCCUCCUCCCGGCGCUUCUUUUGCUCAGCGGCUGCUCCGAUGGACACACCCAUUCUCUGCUUUAUCUGUACACGGCCCUAUCAGAACCCAUUGGAGACCUGCCCCAGUUCACUGCUCUGGGCUAUGGGGACGGCUUCCUUGUUGGUUCCUACAACAGCAUCACCGAGCGGGCCAUGUCCCGAGCCCCCUGGAUGAAGAAGAUCGAGGAAGAGGACUCCGACUUCUGGAACUGGAUGACCCAGAGAGCCUCCCAUUCUGGACAGCGGUUCAGGAACGACCUGGAGAAUAUCCUGCAGCAGAGUAACCGGAGCCGAGAGCUUCAUGUCUGGCAGCGGCUAUAUGGCUGUGAGCUGGCGGACGAUGGGAGCGAAAGAGGGUACGAUCUCUAUGCUUACGAUGGGAAGGACUUUCUCAGCUUCAACAAGGCCACCCUCAACUGGACGGCAGCCAACGCUGAGGCCGAAAUGACCAAGAAGAAAUGGGAUGCUGAUUUGGACAGAGGCUGGCGCAAGAAGAUUUACCUGGAAGGGGAGUGCUUUGCCUGGCUGAAGAAAUGUCUGGACUACGACACAGAAGCUCAGGGAAGGAAGGAGCCCCCAGUGGUGACGAUGAGCAGCAGGACUGAGGUUGACGGCAUGGAAAGCCUCCUCUGCCGAGCUCAUGGCUUCUACCCCAAGGAGAUCGAUGCCUCCUGGAGGAGGGAUGGAGAGGUCUGGCUGGAAGACACCCUCCAGGGGUCCGUGGCCCCCAACUCAGAUGGGACCUUCUACUACUGGCUCAGUAUCCAGAUUGAUCCCAAGGAGAGGAGCCGUUACCGGUGUCAUGUGGAGCAUGAUGGCCUGCAAGAGCCACUGGACAUAGCCAUGGAAGAUGAUGCUUCAACUGGUGUGUAUUUCAGAAGGGGAGGCGUGGUGGUUUCUGUAAUUCUGAUGGUGGCAUUAUUCAUUGGAUGUAUUGGAUGUUGGGCGAAGAAAAAGGGAAAAGAAGAAGAAGAGUCCACCACUUCAGACGAUGAUCUUGAAACAGUGAUGCAUUACAGGUAGUCUUCGGCUUACAACCAAAACUGGGACCAGAAUAAUCAAAUUAAGUCUUUAUUUAGAAGUAAAAGUAGAGUAAAAUAAGGUCCCAGGCAUGGAGGCAUCCAUGCCUGGAUUGAGCCCAUGGAUCAGUCCCAUAGGAGAGUAGAACAAGAGCAGGGAAAAAGAGCAAAAGCAAAAAGGGAAAAAGGGGGGAGCAGCCCCUAUGCAGGGGUUCUUAUAGGGGCCCCUGGCCCCUCCCUUACAAGGUGUGUGAGGGGGCCGGAGGGCCAUGAACUUUCCCCAAUGGGGCUGCAGGGGCUGGAGCCUCUUUACCCACCAGUGGGAUCAAAGGUGCCUCUUUGCUCCCAUCUGGUGGCCUUUGAGGAGACUGCCAUGGCUGGCACAAAACACCUAACAUAAACCAUGAGAAAGAUAAGAGACUGUGGAACUUUGGGUCCAUUUAAUUGAAGAAAACAUCACUGGGAUUUUCUAUAAUGGUGUCUACGUGUGUUUUUGUGUCUCUGUGUCUGGGGUGGGGCCAGACCUAGCUUGGGAAGGGUUAGGCCUCAUGCCUCCCGUCAAUAGUAGGAGGAAAAAGUUAGCAAAUGCCAGCAGGGGGCAGCAGCUCACAGAGCCAUGUUAGUGCAGGGCAGCCACAAGGACCCAGAUAGGAGGGAGAUAUAUUGGGGGAUGUGGGGGGGGGGAUUUGAAUUGAAGGAGAACAUGGCAGGGCAAGAAACACGAUGACCACAAUUGGGAUUACUUGAAACUGAUGUUGCUAAACAGUGUAGUCAUUUGAGCUUUUGCUUAAUGACAUCACCGAGGAACCGCAAUUCUGGUCCAAGUUGGGUUGUUAAACAAGGACUACCUCUAAAGCAGUGCAUUUCGGAAAGGCGGUCAGAUAACUAGGCGGCUCACAAACAGAUGCACAGCCAUAUAAACAGGACAAAUAAAUAAUCAUGUGUCUCUUAUGAUUUAAAAGUUUUUAAUACUAAUAUUUAAAGUUGUUUGUAUAUAUUGAUUUCAGUUGUUUUGUACGCCGCCCAAAGUCAUUUUGUCUCUAAGAUGAGCACUUAUAUACUGUAGUUUUCAGAGUAUAAGACGCUCCGGACUAUAAGACGCACUUCACUUUUUUGGGGUAGGAAAACAAGAAAAAAAAAUCUGCCUCUAACUCCCAGCAAUUUGCCUCGGUGCAGCAAACAGCCUGCUUUAGUUUCAUUUUCAGCACAGUCUGAUUAGCACAAGAAAAAAAAAUCUGCCUCCCAGCAAUUUGCCUCCUUCAGCAAACAGUGGAGGCCUACGCGGCAAUAGGCAAUGGCAACCCUGCAGCCUGAAACAGCUGAGGGUCGGGAGGCCGAUCCAACCGACAAUCAACUGCUAAUCAGACUGUGCUGAAGCUGAAACCGGCUGCUUGCUGCAAGGAGGCAAAUUGCUGGGAGGCAGAGGCCAAAGGUUGAGGGUCAGCGGGUAGGUGGGGCUACAUUCAGUAUAUAAGAUGCACCCAAAUUUUCACCCUUUUGGAAGGGGGGGAAGUGCGUCUUAUACUCUAAAAAAUAUGGUAAAUACAAUGAAUACAUGAAUAACCUUUCAUAGGUAACUUUUCAAGUGCCUUUUCACUUACCUUAGCAUUGUGUCUUAUGGGCUAUAUCUCACAACUUUGUUUCCUGGCAAAGACUUUUUUGCAAUGGUGGCAAACAUCUGUACAGGAUGACGUUGAAGGUUUGUUCUCCGAGCUUGUGGGUUGGUUUCCUAACAUUUCGUUACCAGGCUAAGAUAUUUUUUAUUGUUGUAGCAGCUAUUUAACUUGUGACUGUGAUAUUUAUAUGGUUAAAUCUGUACUUUGCAAUUUGUUAGCAAACGUACAUUUUCUUCCUGAGUAUUUCAUGUAUUCUUAAUACUAGAUUAAAUUUUUGAAAUCCGAUAUGUUUAUGAGUUGUAAAUUGCUUGUUAUUGUUUCACUCAAUUUUGAAGUUAUUUUGAAUACAAAGCAUUAACUCUUUUCAUACUUGUUUCAUGUAGUGGAAGUUUUUCUUUGGGUAAGUUAUCACAAGCCCAGAAUAAAAAUGUACAAAAGUGUUGACAAAUAAAUUAUCUUCGAUAAAACCGGC
Molecule: messenger RNA, 5956 nt
Organism: Pantherophis guttatus
Lineage: Eukaryota; Metazoa; Chordata; Lepidosauria; Squamata; Colubridae
Source: RefSeq, a predicted model, not a curated record